AUGGCAGGCUCCUAUGAUAGGUCUACAAUGAUGGCACACUCCUACGAUAGGUCGCCCAACCAUUUCGGCUGGACGGUAGACCGACGGUCUCGCAUCAUGCAGGUGGCGGUGGAGGUAGGCCGGGAACUGGUGGAGGCGGUGGAGCUGGUGGUGGAUUUGGCGGUGGAAGUGGCUCCGGAGGCCAUUCAGGAAACGGUGGACACCAAGGUGGUGGAUCUGGAGGUGGAUUUGGCGGUGGAAGUGGCUCCGGAGGCCACCCAGGAAGCGGUGGACACCAAGGUGGUGGAUCUGGAAGUGGAUUUGGCGGUGGAAGUGGCUCCGGAGGCCACCCAGGAAGCGGUGGACACCAAGGUGGUGGAUCUGGAAGUGGAUUUGGCGGUGGAAGUGGCUCCGGAGGCCACCCAGGAAGCGGUGGACACCAAGGUGGUGGAUCUGGAGGUGGAUUUGGCGGUGGAAGUGGCUCCGGAGGCCACUCAGGAAGCGGUGGACACCAAGGUGGUGGAUCUGGAGGUGGAUUUGGCGGUGGAAGUGGCUCCGGAGGCCACUCAGGAAGCGGUGGACACCAAGGUGGUGGAUCUGGAGGUGGAUUUGGCGGUGGAAGUGGCUCCGGAGGCCACCCAGGAAGCGGUGGACACCAAGGUGGUGGAUCUGGAGGUGGAUUUGGCGGUGGAUUCGGCAGUGGCAGCCUUGGAAGUACUCGUGGCAAAUAAGCACCAAAAUCCCCGACAAAUAAAGAGACAAUGCCUAUAUAUGUUGCCUGCUUAAGCCCCUGUGGCUGUGGAGGAAAUGGUCAACAAGAGACAACAGUUGUCUCUUGUUGAUAUAUAGGCAGAAUCACACCUAACGUCAGUUUGUGACAUUAUGAUGACUCCAGCAUCACAGAUGACGCCAGCAUCACAGAUGACGCCAGCAUCACAGAUGACGCCAGCAUCACAGAUGACGCCAGCAUCACAGAUGACGCCAGCAUCACAGAUGACGCCAGCAUCACAGAUGACGCCAGCAUCACAGAUGACGCCAGCAUCACAGAUGACGCCAGCAUCACAGAUGACGCCAGCAUCACAGAUGACGCCAGCAUCACAGAUGACGCCAGCAUCACAGAUGACGCCAACUUCACAGCUAAAGCCACCAUCAGAGUAAAAAAAAACCUUGAACUACACCUGCUGUAACAAGAAAAUUAAGACGUCUGCAUCACAAUAAAAGGAACGUCCACCUGUACCGCAGUAAUACAAUUUUAUGAAAUUUAAUAUAUAUUUAAACAACAAUAUAUUCUCUAUCAGUUUUAACUUUUCUCGAAUCAUAAACAGUAAACACAGCAUAUUA
Procambarus clarkii (red swamp crayfish) is the source of this 1320-nucleotide messenger RNA. NCBI's taxonomy places the organism in Eukaryota, Metazoa, Arthropoda, Malacostraca, Decapoda, Cambaridae. The record is from RefSeq and is a predicted model, not a curated record.